CCGGACCAUGUCGUACAACGCUCUAUCGAAGGCUGCGUCCUCUGCUCCCCGAUGCGCUCGUCGCGCUCAUGCACAUGAUACUUGCAUGCCCUUGAAGAGGCACGCCUCAACAAAAUUCAAGGCUGCAGAACGGUUAUCCCCUUUGCCCCCCCACAAGAUGAGGGCUCUCGUCACGCUCUACCACAAGGCCGACACCUUCAUAACACCCGAAGGGCUCGAUAGCGCCAUUGACGCCACCUUCACCGCGGAUCGCCAGGGAGUAUACCGCAAUCUUGGACGCGACAUGUCACUCCGUGAACUCUGGGCUGAAGUAGACCGCCGACGACUUCUCCCGAAAGACGUCUCCGCUACGGAACAGGGCAAGGAUCGGGGGUCUAGUCUGCGGGACAAACUUUUCCAACUUAGAAGGGGAUGGAGCGAGCACGCUGGAAGUGCGAGAGAGUUUAGAGUCACUGCAGCGUUGUUUGGAGUCAGCGAGGGAUCUGUGAACCCAGGCUACGAGGUUCUGAAGGACAAGAAGGAACAAGUCCUGCAGGCACUCGACCAACGUCAGUCAGCAGAUACCUCGCAUAUCAAACAGUCGACAGGGACUCAGAAGACAUAACUUCAUGCUGGAUUAUUCAACCUAGCCUGGCAUUACAGCUCAUCAGCGAAUUUUCGCCGUAUAUGUUCUACUUUGUCACAAGCUCUAGGCUGUACCCCUAUCACGAGUCAAUAGAUUCACACGCCUAGCAGUGCAC
Molecule: messenger RNA, 740 nt
Organism: Punctularia strigosozonata HHB-11173 SS5
Lineage: Eukaryota; Fungi; Basidiomycota; Agaricomycetes; Corticiales; Punctulariaceae
Exons: 2
Coding region: 8-604 (198 amino acids)
Source: RefSeq, a predicted model, not a curated record